GCUAUAGAAAUUAAGCUAUAUGGACAAGUUUUAAAGCAAGUCAAUACCAUUAGGUACCUGGGAGUGUGGUUUGAUGUAAAGUUAACGUUUAAGGAACACAUUCAGAAGAUGAUUGAGAAGUGCAAGAAGGGUAUUAAUGUCUUGAAAUGCUUAGCAGGGUACAACUGGGGAGCUUCAGGAACGUCCCUAAAAAGAAUUUAUAUUGCUCUGAUUAGAUCCGUUUUUGAUUAUGGAUGUAUUGUGUACAGAUCUACAUCAAAGACACGCCUUAACGAACUUGACAGAAUGCAGGCUAAAAGUCUCAGAAUAUGUUGUGGUGCAUUUAGAACUUCUCCUGUACCAGCGCUGCAAGUAGAGACAGGAGAAAUGCCAUUACACCUCAGGCGUCUGAAAUUGAGUAUGGCUUAUUGGGUCAAUUUAAAAGGACAUAACGCAUCUCAUCCUACUAAGGAGGUCCUUAAUGAAUGUUGGGAAUAUGGCAGGUCUCAGAUCUGUAGCUUUGGCUGGGAAGCUAACGGAUUAGCAAGUCAGUUGGAGAUAGAGGACAUAACAUGCAGUAAGACUUUGCCUCUGGCCACAACCUCACCUUGGUUAUUUAGUUCCCCUAGGGUGAUUAUAGAAACUAAAGAAAAUGUAGGGCAGUAUCUGAGUAUGUGCUACAAUACAACAAAAAUAUAUACAGACGCAUCAAAAGAUUGUGAGGGUAAGACUGGCAUAGGGGUGUAUAUUCCUGAAUCUGAUAUAUAUAUUAAAAAGAGGGCUACUGAUCAGUUAUCCAUUUUUGCAGCUGAAAUGGCAGCCAUCAUAACUGCAUUGCAAUGGCUAGAAGAGACUAGGCUCCCUAAAGCAAUCAUUUGUUCUGACUCAAUGUCAUCUCUCAGUUCUAUUCAAAAUGGAGAAUCAGCAUGUAGACAGGAUCUAUUGAAUGAAAUAAAUCAAAUCAUUUUUGCAAUUAAUCAACAGGGAAGGACAGUCCAGUUUGUGUGGGUUCCAGCUCAUAAAGGUGUUGAAGGGAAUGAGGAAGCAGACAAGCUGGCAAAAGAGGCAACGAAAGAAGAGGAGGUUCAAUUAAGCAUUCCACUCAAUCCCCAAUGAACUGCACCUCAGUCCAGUAGAUGGCGGUAAUACACGUAGCUUGUAAACCGCCAUAAAACUCUACAGAAGAAGAAGAAG
Molecule: messenger RNA, 1173 nt
Organism: Clupea harengus (Atlantic herring)
Lineage: Eukaryota; Metazoa; Chordata; Actinopteri; Clupeiformes; Clupeidae
Exons: 2
Coding region: 109-1095 (328 amino acids)
Source: RefSeq, a predicted model, not a curated record